GAUCCGUGCUGAUAUCUCAGGAUCAACAAAAUACUUUGGUGUUUGCUCGUUUGUUAUACAGGAGAUUUAAAACACUUCAAAUUUGUUGGUCUCCAUUUGUAGAAUUUCGUUUGAACAUUUUUUGUUUUGUUAGUUGUAAAUUAUAUAAAUGGCAUCGUUCAAAAUCCGACCGGCCGAACCCACUGAUGUUGAGGACAUCCUUUCCAUGAUACAGGAGCUGGCCAAUUAUCUGAAGUGUGAAAACCAGAUGCAGCUCACAAGGGAAUCUUUGUUAGAAGAUGGCUUCGGAGAGGACAAAUACUUCCACUGUAUCGUCGCCGAGAAGGACGAGAGUGAUAUUGAAAGCAGCGUUCCAGAGCUUAUCGGUUACGCCUUGUAUUUCUACACUUACUCCACAUGGGAGGGUAGGAUGCUGUAUAUGGAAGAUCUUUAUGUCUGCCCAGAGUACCGAGGGGAAGGUGUGGGAAGCUGUUUGUGGAAAACUGUAGCCAAGGAAGCGGUAAAGAGGAAGUGCACCCGGAUGCAAUGGGUCGUCGCUAACUGGAGUCAGUCCUCCAUAGAGUACUACAAAAGGAAUGGCGCCGAGGAUAUGACAAAAGAAGAAGGGUGGCACGUGUUUAGAAUGGAUCAAUCAGCACUUAGCGAAUUUGCAUCAUCGUCGCGAAGAAGAAACACCGCGACGCAGUGAACAAGACCCGCGUGUAUUUUUGACAUUCAAGCAAUUUAAGGCAACGCGAAGAACAAUAUGUGUUGCCUUAUAUGUGGUACAAGGUGAUGGAGAGGCAGGGAAGAUUUGCUUCGCAGUAGGCCUACGUAUGCAUUGCUCUCAGAGAAAAUUGGCAUAGGCACCACGUGUGCACGAAUUGUUAAAGUGUGCAGACAGUACUCCUGUGGAGUGUUUCAUCCAGACCCCAGCUACAUGUGCUCAAUCCUUUAGGAGAUACACUGAGUUAGACCACCAGGCUAUUGUUUCUUGGACUGUAGAUGAACACGUGGCCCAUUUAAACGUCAUUUAUUAAAAUACUCUGAAUAUGGCAUCUUGCCGAAUGUGUUUGCAGGAAGCGUGUAUAAGGAAUGUACAGUCCCUGAUUACCAGCAAAGAACACACUCUUAUAAUAAUCGACAAAUUCUUACUGGAAAGAAUGCUGCUAUGGAUGUAUUCAGUAAGACAUCUGUGACAAUAUAUUGGUUUGCUGGUUUUUCCUUGCAUUCGUCAGGCACAGAACAUUGAUUGAGUCAAGCGGAAAUUACCUUGGUAUGGAAGUCUCCUUUGCUGGAGGUAUUUUUAGUUGCCGUUCAGUAGACGAUCAUUAAAUAAGUGAAAAUGAAACGUGUUUCCCCGUCCUCCAGAGUUUCCCAUACUUUUCCGUCACAGGGCGGCAACUCGUAUACAUACAUAAUUUAUUUGUAUGUAAAACUAUCAUCUGAAUUUUGCUCAACUUUGCCAUCUAAUGCUCUGAUUGAAUGUGAGCUCCAUUACUGACUGCAAUAAUGUCUUCUAGUCUGGGACUGCACAGUAUUUUUAUUCAGAAAUGUACAUUAAAUUUUAACUCAAAAUUUAGACAAAUCUCAGACAAAAAAGUCGUAAAAGAUCUAGUCCAUUGAACAAGUAAUAGAGCUACUGUCUCUCUCCUAAAGACUGUGAUUUGUGAUCAAAUGAUUUAUUGCUCUCUAGUGUUGUCUUGUGUUGUUUACUCGUUUGUAGUUAUCCGAACUUUUUGAAAAACUCAAAAUUAUCAAUGAUAAUCGAAUGUCUGUUAACUUAUUUCAAAUAUAUAGUCGCUUUUUGUAUAAGUGAGAAAUGUGUUAAAACCGGAGACGGGCUUUAUACAAUAUUUUUUUUUUUAAAUUGAUGUUUUUGUUUUAAACGACUUGUUAAUAUUCCUUGCCAUGCAAUUGUUAAGGUACGCAUAAGCCAGUUAUGAACGUUUAAGUGGGGCACCGAUCAAAUCAUAUUGUAGACAAACAAAAACAAAUGGCUGAAUUUAUGCCUAUUUUAAAGUAAUGUACAGUUUUCAGGCAGUCUGUGGUAUUUUUAGUUUGCUGCAUGAAAAUAUGAGUUAAAUUUUAGUAAGCGAUAUUGAUCUUAAGCCUAAAAUUUUAUUUAUUUAUGUAUUGAGCUCAAUAUCGCUUACAAAAAUUUAGCUCAUAUUUUCAAGCAUACAGUCGCUCAUUCAUUUGCUUAAAUUUAAACAUAAGGUAUACUUAUCUAUAUUCCAUAUGGGAGCUUGACUAUACUGCCUUCUGCCAUGGUUUUUUCGUUUACAUUAUCACAGCUGUACUACAACUCAAACACCAGACUCUGAUUGACUUCUUUUAAAAGUGCACCAAGCAAAGAAUAGGUUGUGAUAUGAAAUACUAACGGAAUAAAAUAUUGACAAGUUUAAUCCAUUAAUACGUCCGUCUGUCGGGGCCUUUGUGACAACAAGGAUAUGACUACCCUCGUGUUGUCGUUCGUGCAGUCUAACUUUCGUUGAAGACCGCCGGAGUUCCACAAAUGUGGUGAGCAUGUCUGCACGUUACAAGCUUAGAUUAUUGGUUUUGUGGGUCCUGUAAUGGUUUAGUACUCUUGAUUCUUCCACACAUAAAAAUAAAUUGGAAAAAUAAAUUGGAAUAAAUGAAAGCGGCGGCCUAUUAAGCUUGAAGCAGAGCGACCUCCAAGACCUAUAUGAGGUAAUAAUAUGUUAUACUUUGACUUUUGCGUCGUACAUAACGUUUCAAUCACGUCACGACGAAAUGAGGUAAUACACGUGAUUGUGUGUACAUGUAAAUAGUGUCAUGUCAGCGAUAAAAUGGUCUGCAGAGUCAAAAACAUAGAAUUUCUAUACAACAGAGGGUAGAAUGUCUAUUCAGCCCUCAACAUCAAUAGAUUUUGGCACAUCAAGAAAGACAGCAGAGAAGCUGGUUAUGUGAAGAGUUCAUUUUUUUAAGCAUACGUUUAUUGAUACACAACAUGCCCAGACAGUCUAGAUUAUACAAGUAUUUUAGAAAAGGAUAUUUACUGUCAUGGUUUUUGUGGCAACCAUUGCAAUCAUCUCAGGUAUGAGCGCCUUGCUCUGCGACAUUUCAGAUUCACAAUGAGGAAGACAGGUGUGCUGUGCGGAGCAGCUAUGACCUUAGGUUAAACUUAGCGAAGGGGAACAGGCUGUAAAAGUACAGAGACAGGAAAACGAGAAUAAAGACGCCAGAGCAAGCCUAGAACAUCUCGGCGGUUUGUAACUUGUCUCGGUGAAACGCCAUAUUAUAAUCACUUGAAUCAAGUUCAAACACAACGCCCUUUCACCUCGAUAACGCGGUCAGGGAUGUUGACAAGAGGUCAGUUUUUAUGAAUCGCCUUGACUAUGGUGGUUCGGGCUAUAAAAGUUUUGAUCUGUUUCCCCGAUAUUAUUUACACAGACAGUACAAGUGGAACAGAGCUUACCUAGUGCAUAUAUAAAAAGCUCCACUGAAUUUGAAAUAGCAUUUUUGCCAAGUUUCAAAUAUCAUUUUAAAAAACCGAGCCCCGUUGCCCGUGAUUUGUCCGGACCCGAUGAACUAACCAGUGUGUACUGGAAAAAAUGAUUUUAUCCCACCAUGCCGACAAAGAAGUAAUAUAAAAGAAUACACAAGACAAUACACGUGCUAUCUGAAUUCUUUGUUUCUGCCCUGUACAGUCUAUAAAUAUAAUUUAAAAAGGUACAGCAUAGAGACUAAGAUCAGAGCAGCGACGACAGUGUGAUAGCUGGCAAUUGUCACAUUUAACCAGUGAAAUACAGCCUCUUGUCAGUUUACCUCAGUGUUUAUGCAAAUGCUUAAAUAGUAGCAAAAUACACGCUACCUAGCAUUAUGAAGUAAGAAGAAUUAGGUAAAAAAUGCAGUGAUGUUAAAUGCAAUAUAUGAGACAUCACUGAUCUAGAAUUAAUAAAAAUGCUAUGUUGUCAUCACAAACCCAGGACAAGUAGGACUACUGAUAUAAUGUAGAUGCUCACACCAUAGAGGUAUAUAUGGAUAUAUACUUCCGUGUAUGGAGGUAUAUAUGGAUAUAUACUUCCAUGUAUGAAGGUAUAUAUGGACAUGUACUUCCAUGUAUGGAAGUAUAUAUGGAUAUAUACUUCCAUGUUUAGAGGUAUAUAUGGAUAUAUAUCUCCAUCUUUACGCUGACUGGCAACUACGACCAUACCAAAACUUUAGUAAACGAAAAAAGGACCUGUGUUCAAACUAAGGGCGCGUCACUUGGCCUUUUUAGGGAUACACUCGAAUCCAGGCUAAUUUGAGAGUCAAGUUUAAAGAGAGGCACCCUACAUAGGACAACCAACGCUGCCUCGCCCUUGGAGGCUUCUUUGAAAACACAAAUUCAAAGAGAGCAAGUCUGGACGUCUCGUUCGACCGGAUAAGCACACGUGUCUUUCCCUGUAUAGAGCUCCGUGAUAUAAGAAAACGUUGUUGUUGUAUUGGCAUGGUGUUAAUAUUUCGACAUCAAAAUGUCCGGUAUUACAACUCCAUCCCCAUCAUCUUCAUAAGAGGGCAUGUCUCACAGGAUAGAUGACAAUUAUUUGAGAUAUCUGAUAAUCGCUUCAGUGUUAUGGCUUUAUUCAUCUAUCACUAUAGUAAAACCUUUAAAGAGAUUGAAAGCACUGCAUGGCGCACUGUAAAUGAUUGGAGGUAUGUCAAAUAGAAAAUGUACCAAUAUUAUACACGGCUGGUAUUAAAAGUAAUUUUUAAGUUGUUUUUAGGAAACUUAAAACUUAAUUAAAACUUAAAAAAAAACAUUUCCCAUUGAAAAUAUGUUCUGUUUAAAAGGCAUUUCACUUUGAUUUUGGAUAGUAUGUAUUAAUUUUUCGGAACGUUUGUUUUAAUAAUUUUUGUAAAAGAACUGCAUGUAUAAAUAAUUGUUCAAAAUAAAUUUUAAGUCACAUCAUUUGCAACAGCCUUGAAUACCUUUCAUUAUUUCGCUCUCGGGAUAUCGCCACGGUUUAGCUGAAAAAUUGCGGAUAAACUUUUAUUCCUUGGGGAUAAUAAAUUUAUUAGUGGAACAGAACAUCCCUUCACACCUAAACUAGACACAGCACGCCAAAGCUUGCCUUUGUGGCUCUGUAUUUGUACCAUAUUGAUAUUAUUAUU
This is a messenger RNA of Liolophura sinensis, 5100 nucleotides long. RefSeq names its product diamine acetyltransferase 1-like. Gene Ontology annotation, molecular function: N-acetyltransferase activity. Bases 149 to 688 code for a protein of 179 amino acids. Lineage: Eukaryota; Metazoa; Mollusca; Polyplacophora; Chitonida; Chitonidae. The transcript is spliced from 5 exons. The record is from RefSeq and is a predicted model, not a curated record.